This is a messenger RNA of Klebsormidium nitens, 2711 nucleotides long. The record is from the annotation of a GenBank genome assembly. NCBI's taxonomy places the organism in Eukaryota, Viridiplantae, Streptophyta, Klebsormidiophyceae, Klebsormidiales, Klebsormidiaceae.
CGACUUCGAAGGAGGACUCGGCUGAUUUGCUAGGCCGGCCGGUAAAGUGGCGGCCACCAGAGAACGUUCGUUGGUCCCUCUGCUUCGCUCUUUCGCCUUCUGUUUUCCUGCACAAUUCCUGCUCUCCUGAUCGUACGAAGCAGCGUGUUUCAAAAUGCCCCUCUUUGUGCUCUUUACACGACCCAGACACUCACCUAAAAUCCUAUAAGUGAUCACCGGGACAUUGCGAGUUGCUGCAAAGAUUGGCUCUUUCAGAAAAAAAGUGAGGAGCAACAAAGCGCACACAUUACGAAGUCCGAAGCUCGAGGCUGCUUCACGUCCUCCCUUCUCGAGCUGCUGACCGUUCUGUCUAUGGGAAGCAAUCGGUGGAAUGCUACUUGUUGCAGAAUUUUCCAGUAUCCAUUUUCUCUGAUGCAAGCUGAAAUUGAGGUAAAUUCUGUGAGACACGUGAUUGUUGAGCAGGACGUCAUCUUCCUAAACGGUCGAACAAGGGCAAAAUCAUGAGAGUCAGGCAUGUAAUGAAGAAGCAAGGCUCAGGUAUGGAGCAGUCUGACCCAGCAACGACCCCAACGGCUGCGCCUUCUAGAAAUGAUGCAGAUACUCUUGCCACAGCUAUGGCCACGCCGCAGAAGGAUGAGCAAGUGGUCAACAUGCUGGACAUUGAAGAUGAAGGAACUCCAGUUGUGUCCCCAAAGGAAGAAGAUUUGGAUCCACUAGACUCGCCUUGGACGGGUGAUGAAGUUCCAGGAAGACUCGAGCAAGUCAUCAAGGACAGCUACUCGGCCCUGCUCCACAGCCCUGAGACGUGGUACUCCCUCAACAAGCGCCUCAACAAGAAGGGCGCCCGUCACGUCCUCUUUGGCAUGGAAGACGUCAUCAAGGAACGCGGCCCCGCGGUGGUUCGGGAGGAGUUCUUGCAGAUCAAGCCGCAGAUUAACGCGGACCUCAUCUGGUCGCUGCACCAGCCGCUACUGUCGCUCAUGCUCUUCAUCCUGCGCGGAAACAACGACAUCCACAAGAAGCUCAUCAAGGUUCCGGAACUGAAGAGCGAUAUCUGCCGAGCCAUGGGCCUAGGGAGACCGUCCAAGAAGCCCCCACCGACUCCGAAGCCGAAGCUCGAGCGCACUGCCAAGAAGCUCAAGGGGACGAUCCCUGGAAAGAAGAAGCUCAAGAAGUUGAGCCUCCUCACGAUCGGCUUGAAGAAACGGCACCCGGAGGAUGACGCCGGCCCGGCUGAGCCGAGUGAAGAGACCAAGAAAGGCCCCGGAAGGCCGAAACUCGUCAAGCCCCGGGCGUCCACCGACCCGCCGCCAGCGAAGAAGCUCAAAACGGGCAACACGGACAGCCAGACGCUCCACCAACUGAUUGCCUCGUCUCAGGAACGCGACCGGUCGGGAAAGUUUGCCCCAGGGUUCUCCCCGACUGCCGCCGCCAAGCUGAAGAAAGUCAUAAAGAAGCCGGUGUCGCUCGGCCAGGGCGCCGAUCCCGGGGUCGUUCCGAAGAAGAAACCGGGCCUUGCGACGGACAGACCCGCGCCCGCAAAAAAGCCGAAGUUGAAGCGCGGCCGGCCGCCGAAGGUCCCGAGCGCGCUGGCGCCCGAGCCCGUCGACGAGGCGCUGGCGUACGUGCCGCGCGAGACGGACGGGGACUCGCUCGAGGACGCGGAGAUUGCGGCGCUCGUCGCCGCGCUGCGCGCCCGGGGCGCGCGCGACGUGCGCGGCCGGGAGGAGCUGGCGCUCCUCGACCUGGAGGAGCGCAUCGUCGAGCUGGAGGUCGCGCACCGGCGGGGCGAGGCGGAGCUCGCGCAGCUGCGCGCGCGACGGGAGGCGCUGCAAAGGGAGCGGCUCGGCGCGGCGGGCGAGACGGACGUGCCGGAGCCGGUGCGCGCGGCGCGGGAGCGGUGCCUCCGGGCGAUCGUCGACCUCCUCGACGUGCUUCCGGCUAGUCUGGACCUGAACGGUAUCGAAGUCUUCAACGAGCUCGAGCACACGGACGCCUUCGACGCGACCCUGGGUGCGCUCGCGAGCAAGCAGCGCGCGUACCUGCAGCGAGACUGGGAGCGCAAGAACGCGCUCGCGGCGCACGCCAAGCGGGCCGAGUUGGAGGCCAUGCGCCACAAGAACAACGUGCGGGAACACCUCGGCAUCCUGGCCGCCAGCAGCGCCGACGAGGCAGCGGAGUGCAAUGCCGUCUUCAGCGCCUUCCAGCUCAAACUGAUCGAGCUCCGGCGGGAGAUGGAGCGGAAAGUGAACCUCCUUGCUGAGAAGGAGAAGCUUGCCAGGCAGGCCUGGCUCGUAUACAGGGCAGCGGCGGCAUAAAUUAUCACCAGCACGGCGUCUAUUUAUUGGCUAGCCUGAUUAGAUCCCGCAGCUGUUCACAAUCUCGCAUAGAUAGUGACUUCGUCAGGAGGGAUCAGUGUUUGUGUAGACAGUUCUUCUGACUUGCAGUCAUAAACAUGAGUGUUGGACCACGGGUGUUGUUCCCAAGGUCAACCAACUUUCCGAAGCUCAUUAAGGUCGUCGGAACUUAUUAGAAGCCUUCGCUAAGAAGCAGCUUCAUAUACGUUUCUUGCAAGAGGAACGUCGUUACUUCGAGUGUAGUCCGCAGCGUAAGUCUGCUUCAGGGAAGCAAUCAUUCCAAACGAAAACGACCAGACUCGUAAAAGCCGUCCCAUGUCUCCAGUCAAUUUGAUCGUAUCCAAUCUGCAGCCU